AGUGGCAGUGGCCGGCUAACGCGCACACUGGGAGAGAGUGAGUUUGAGAGAACGGGUCCAAGCUAUCAUUGGUAUUCCGUCCUCCCAUUCACCCACGUGAAGUUAAGACGGGGACUGACUGAGGCAAACGCAGCGCUGCAGAGCUCGCAGGCUGCAAGCAGGGAAGGGGAGAGUGAGAAAGGGAAGGGAAGGGAGACAGAGAGGGGGAGGAGGCUGUGUGUGUGUGUACGGUUGGCAGGUAACAGCCACAUUGACUCUCACUGCAGCGCUCCCGGGAGGGAGCAGAGGAAGAAGGGAGAGAGUCAGUGACAGCUCGAUCAUUCCUCCUCCUGUUUCUCACUUCCCUCAUGCGGUGGAACGAUGCCAUGGAGCUCGGGAUGAGCUUGGAUUGGGAUGCAGUGACCGCUGCGAUCUGCUGCUUAUGAUGCCCGGGAGAGGCAGCGAACAACCUUGAAAACAGGCUACUUCGGAGAUUCAGGCAGCCAGUCCCCGAACUUCGCAAAUCCGCCACCUCCUUUAUCAUUAGAUCCAACGUUUUGUUUUAUUUUGAGUGUGAAGUGGCAGAGAGAGAAGGCAACUAUCGGUUUGGAGGUUUUCUGGUAUUUGACAUCAGGAUGAUUCAAUCGCUGGCCAUCUCAGUCAUCUACUGGCUAGUUCUUUUAUGAUAUUCGAGGCUAGAUCGGUUUAAUUCUUCGCUUAAUGCAGCAAGGUCAGAAGUCACACAGCAGCAAAUGGUGUGAGUGGAGUGUCAUGCAGCAAGAUUUUCGCAAGCAAUUCUCCCGAGAAGCAAGUGCACAAAGUGUGGUUGCCAGUGGCUGUAUAAAAUUUUGAAUGCGGAAAACAACUGAGAGUUCAUCUCAUGAAAAAAGAAUCCCUGAGUGCUUCGAAAGCCAGUGAAGCGAGCAGUAAGUAGGAAGUGAAGUGGGGGAGGAAUCUUAAAGACCAAGGCAAACAGAACGCUGUUUAGAAGGCCUGAAGAAAGCAAGCAACAAGAUUGUCAUUUGCCAAUGAUUCUUCAGCCCACAGAGCACAUCUGGUGAAUUCAAAUUGAAGCAGAGAGGUUGACUGAGCUCAGACUUUUCUCUCUGGGGAGAAGGAGGAAGAGAGGUGACCUGAUCGAGGUGUACAAGGUCUUCCCACAGCCAAAAGAGGUGUUCGAUAUUGCCGUUAUUUAAAAAGUUGUUAUGACAUUACCUGCCAUUGAAAAUCUGAAGUUUCCACCUACGCUUGAAGGAAGCAGCCAUUACAAGGAGUAAAGAUUUCAUUGCAAUUUGAUACAAUGGAGAGGCUACUGGUCUGUAUCAAAGAACAGUUCAGAGUCAACCAGAUUACUGCGGAUCUGGAGUCACCUGGGCAAGAUCAGGUUACAAUAAUAAAUUGAACUCAAGAAAACAAACAUCCAAUAAAGUAUGAAUGUUGAACAAGAUGACAUUGCAUCCACAGCAGAUGAUGAUAGGUCCAAAGUUUAACAGGGCCGUACUCGACCCCUUAUUUGUGCUGCUGUUGGCUCUACAACUCCUCGUGGUGGCCGGUUUGGUCCGAGCUCAGACUUGUCCUUCAGUGUGCUCCUGCAGCAACCAGUUCAGCAAAGUGAUCUGCACACGACGGAACUUGAGGGAAGUACCAGACAGCAUCUCCAUCAACACACGCUAUUUGAACCUGCAAGAGAACGGGAUCCAAGUCAUCAAAGCAGACAGCUUCAAGCAUUUAAGGCACCUAGAGAUUCUACAGUUAAGUAAGAACCACAUCCGGCAAAUUGAGGUUGGGGCCUUCAAUGGCCUAACAAAUCUCAACACCCUGGAGCUGUUCGACAACCGCCUCUCCACCAUUCCCAGUGGAGCUUUCGAAUACCUCUCCAAACUGAAGGAACUGUGGUUGAGGAACAAUCCAAUAGAAAGCAUACCAUCAUAUGCUUUCAAUCGAGUUCCUUCCCUUCGGAGGUUAGACUUAGGUGAACUAAAGAGACUUGAAUACAUUUCUGAUAGAGCUUUUGAAGGUCUGUCAAACUUAAGAUAUCUGAACCUCGGUAUGUGUAAUCUUCGGGAAAUCCCAAACCUCAUGCCUCUGACCAAACUGGAGGAACUGGAACUAUCAGGGAAUCGGCUUUCGCUAAUCCGACCGGGAUCCUUUCAGGGUUUGACCAACCUGCAGAAGCUGUGGAUGAUGCACGCUCAGAUCCAGGUGAUUGAGAGGAAUGCCUUCGAUGACCUUCAGUCACUAAUAGAGCUUAAUCUGGCACACAACAACCUGACUUUGCUGCCUCAUGACCUCUUCACCCCCCUCCACCACCUGGAGCGAGUCCACUUGCAUCACAACCCGUGGAACUGUAAUUGCGACAUUUUGUGGCUGAGUUGGUGGCUGAAGGAGAUAGUGCCAUCCAACACAACAUGUUGCGCGCGCUGCCAUGCUCCCCCGAGUUUAAAAGGGAAUUAUAUUGGCGAACUGGACCAGAACAAAUUCAACUGCUAUGCUCCAGUCAUUGUCGAGGCUCCCACUGACCUCAACCUGACAGAGGGAAUGGCUGCAGAACUAAAGUGUCGCGCAUCAACCUCCAUGACUUCAGUGAGCUGGAUUACUCCAAAUGGCACAAUCAUGACCCAUGGAGCUUACAAAGUCCGGAUUUCUGUGCUUAAUGACGGCACAUUAAAUUUUACAAAUGUUACUGCCCAGGACACGGGGUUGUACACAUGUUUGGUGAGUAAUUCAGCAGGGAACACGACAGCUUCAGCUACGUUGAAUGUGACUGCUACAGAAAACAGCACCUUCACUUAUUUCACUACUGUCACCGUGGAGACUAUGGAGCCAUCUGUACAGGUACACACGACAGAUGACAGAUUUAGACCUACACCUUUCAGUGACUGGGAUACUACAUUCGUGACAACGUCCUUAACUCCUCGGAGUACAAAGUCGACGGAAAAAACAGUCACAGUUGCUAUUACUGAUGCAGGAGGGAAUCUCAUGCCAGGCUUGGAUGAGGUGAUGAAAACUACAAAGAUUAUUAUUGGUUGCUUUGUGGCUAUCACACUGAUGGCAGCUGUGAUGUUAAUCAUUUUUUACAAAAUGCGUAAACAGCAUCACCAUCAGAAUCAUCAUGCCCCCACCAGGACCGUCGAGAUCAUCAAUGUAGGUGAUGACAUCGCAGGAAGUACUGCCAUGGAGAGUCACCUGACCAUACCCGCUAUAGAGCAUGAGCAUAUGAACCACUAUAACUCUUAUAAAACUCCGUUCAACCACAGCACCACAGUAAACACAAUAAAUUCACUACACAGUUCUGUGCAUGAUCCAUUACUGAUGCGAGUGAACUCUAAGGACAAUGUGCAAGAGACACAAAUAUGAGUUGGGGGGGGACACACAAAUUUGCAAAUGACAAACAGGACAAGGCUGAUUCUACUGUUUAAAAGAAGUGUCUUUAAAGAGGUUUAUUUAUUAAAGAAUAAUUCUAUUGUGAUCUAAAAUAGAGACAAUUAUGUGUAUUCUAAACACUGAUUUGACAUACAAUGCUGCGCCCAUUAAUUUAGUCAUCACCAUGUUUUUCAUAGGGGAUUUUGAUUCUCUGAGGGACUAUUCAGAUAUUUUGUAAGAAUUAUGUUUCACAUGGGGUUUUUAUGGUGAAUUCUAGUGGUGAGAUUCGGUCUGUUUUGUCUCUUUCUGUUAUUUCAUGAGCUCUUACAACUGGUAAUGACAGGGAAUGCAGUAUUAGAGGUAGAUUUAUAUUAAAUCUUUUAUUUUCCAUGUAUCAUCUUGUUCUAUAUUUACAAACAGAAUCAUUCUGUGAAGAUUGCUUGUAAAAACAAAACAAAAAAAACCACAUUCCCAUGAUCUUUUAAACAAUUCUAGAUCCAGAAUUUGUAGCUCAAAUACUAAAUAAGAUUAUGAAUAAACUAUUGUUCGUUUUCAGUACCUUCAAAUAUCUAAAUGAUUUUGAAAUCAGAGUUUGACAAUGUAUGCAGUAUUCUGUAAUGCAUUAACCCAAAGCUGAGAGAACCAGCUGUUGGAAUAUGACAGUUCAAAUUUAAUUAAUAAAGUAGCUAGAUUAUCUUUUUUUCAUUUUGUUUCAGAUGCCAGAUUAUGCAAACAGUCAUUCUAAGUCUUAGGAAAUGCCUUGGGGAAGAAAAUGGUGUGAACCAAAUUAUAAUUCCCUCUAAACGCCGACUCAGUGCUUAAUUCUGAGGGAGACGUCAACAAAUUAAAUAGGCCCCAUACAAACGUAGUAAAGAUUAUUCCUUUGAAAAAUCUGAGGUGGUUUAAUCUGUGAUACAAUCACAUGUGGAUGACAAGAUUAUCCAUGUAUCCUCCCUCUCAUGCUUAAUGCUGCUACUGUCCAUAACUACUGCCAAGAUGCAGCAAACCAUUUGAAUGAUGAAUUUUAUUGAAAGCUUAACAUUUUUGUCUGUGAGUAUUUUCUCAAAGCUUUUCACCUUUUAUUCGUUAUGACUUAGUGAGAAUACAUUUAUACUGUAUGAGAGGAGGGUGCCAAUGACUGUUGUUACCAGAGUUAACCUGCCUGAGAUAUAAUUUAAGCAAAGUUUGGCAGUUAACUGUCAAUCAUUGUCCAACUAGUAUAUUCCAGAUGGCAGCAUCACUUCCAAUCAGAUUGCACUUGCCAACUAAUCAACACUUGGUUCUCAUGCAGUACAAAUGUUGUUUUCCCUUUAUAUUGAUACUCUUGUGAAUUGUCCUGAUAAGUCAAAGAUGAAAAGUUUUGCAAUUGUGUGUCCUUUUCUUCUAAAUUAUUCAAGUUCUAUCCUUCCAAAAGACCACUUGUAUUUCUGUCUAUCUUGAUGGACUACAAUAUUCUAAUUGCUCUGGUCUGUAUUUGUCCAUUUCCUUGCAUAACAUUUUUCCAAGAAAAAAUCUGAUGCCAAUUGCAUUUUUCAUAAUUUAUUAAGUCCUCUUGGAUACAUAUGUUCAAUGUGGUGAAAACAUUACCUCUGAAUUCUCCUCAAAGUCAAAUGCCACCCUGUCACCUGGACAUAUAUUGCCAUAUAUUAUUACUAAUUGGCCAAAGUUCUGGAAUUGACUACCUCACAGAAGCAUGGGAAUACAGUCAGGAACGGGACUGUACUCCUUCAAAGACCAAAUCUCACCCCCCCCCCCCACCCCGCCACAACAUCCACAAAACUAGAGAUGGCCCAAUCUCCAACAAAAUAAUGGAAAAACAAUUAAUUUACCCUCAUUUAUGGCUAUAAAAAUAAUAGCCGUGAACUCCAGAACAUUUUAGAAAUUAUACAUUGCAUCUGUUGUAGUUGGUGUAAGAAAAAAAUCUAAGAGAAUUUUUUUGUCAUCAUCUGUUAAUAUAAAUGAAGGUAAUCACCUUUCUAUUUUCCCCCAAUGUAAUGUGAGGUAAAUAUAAUAAAGGAGUAAAAGAAUGGGUUGACAGAUUUCAAAUCCAAGAAUUCCUCAUUCACUGGCUUUCAUUGAAAGAACAGGAAAGUCAUCGUAAUGAAAAAGGAUGAUGGCUGUUCCAAAGACUUUCUAUGUAGUCAAGAUUACACAAUUCAGCUCUAAAUUACACCAACAAAGAGAUUUUUUGCCCUUUGCAAGACACUAAAACCUAUUUCCUCGGUAAUUAGAAUGAAAGUAGAAGAAAGAGGAUAAGAUCAUUUUACUUCUGUUAUCUUUUCCAUAAGAGCAAGCGUCUGUCCUUAAUGGAAUAAAAUUACAGCAUUUUCUUUUAUGGAUGAAGUUUGCGAAGCAUUUACUGUGACCAACUUUACAUUAAGAGUGAGAUCCCCAUUUUAAGAAAGAGUUCAGGCUGAGGGCCACAGAACUGAGUGAUCUUCCAUUAACAGAUGUUAUCAUAGAUUGACAAAUCACUCUGUUAUUCUGACCAGUUAAGCUUCAAAGUCGCUACUUUAAUGGGUUUUUUUGUGAUUGCAAUGCCCCUUUGAGCAUCUUGGUGUUAUUUUUAAACUAAAAAUGCAUUCAUAUUGGACAUGGGCACAACCAUUCAUCUUUUAACUUCGUUCCUCUUGCCUAGUUAUAUUCUGUGUGGGAUCUCAAAAAGCUGACAGAGUAGCAGGCUAUGAUCAUCGUUGAACACAUAUCUUUGAUGAAAUGUGUUGGGUUUUUUUUAUUGGAUUUUUACAGGCAGCCCUUAUGAAUAUCAUUUGGUAGUUAAUUUCAAUAUUUGAACAAGGCAGAGAACUUGUUUGCCUACAUUAAGAAUCACAGCACUGGCAGAACAGAGUUGCAGAUAUUGGGAGGGCAAAGGAUAGUGCUAUGUACAAAAGGCAAACAGGUUAUACAAUGCAGGGGGUCACACCCAAGGUCAAGUUCAAUAAAAGCUCACAACCCGACAGAAUCCCUUUAGAGAAACAUAGUAUUAAAGCUGAGAGUUAGAAUUUAUAUUCCCUGAAAUCUGACACUCUGCUUCCUAUAAAAUGUGAUUUAGGUCAAAAAUCUAAUGACACAUUGGUAUAAAAUACUGGUCGGCUUUCUUGUCCAGAAAUAAAUCCUUUCAGAAGCAAUUGAAUUUAGAUGGCUGGCACCCAAAUGCAUACAAUCCUCACAUUUGAAUGACGAGGGAAACUAAGAAAGAGACAAAGAAAACCAUGUGCCUCAGGCUGGUCCUGUGACAUCUGUUGAAGCAACAUACUCCCACUUGUUUGCUCCAAUUUGCAUUACUGAGGCAUGUGAAACCUAGUACAAAAAUGUAACCAAGCAACUUCCCCAUGGUAACAGUGCCCUUCAACAAUUUUUUUCUCUGGGAUUACAGCAAUUUAUUAAAAGAUUUUGGUGGAUACCUCAAGCUGAGCAACAUGAUUAAUUGGCUCAGAAUGCAGUCAAUAUCAUCAAGUACAAAUAUAAACAGCAGAAUGAAGGACUGCAGAGGAAUCCUUAGAACAUAUUGCUCUGCAACACAAAUAAAAUAUAACAGUGUCAAGUAUGUUUACAAAAUAUUAAAGCACAUGUUUGUUGAUGGUAUUUUAAAGUUCCAAACAGUUUUCCGGAAAGGCUGUGGAUGGUCUGGCUGCUUGAUUAAAGGAAAUGAUUUCUUUUUUGUCUUAAUAUAUCUACCGAUUGUCCUAUUCUGUUAUCUAGAAAAUGGGCCUGAUCAUUAACGAAAUUGGUAUGUUUUAAUCUGUUAUAAAUUAGCUUCCCUGUGUUAUUUACAGUUUUAUACAGCCAACAUUCUGAUGCCAGGUUCAUUGGAGUCCAGAGAAGCGUGGUUGUUGCUGAUCAGCAUAUUGGAAUUUGGUUGGUUGUCAAAGCUCACUCUAUGAUGAAACAAACUCAGAAUCUCAAAGUGUUUUCCAUGGUUCCAGUCGGGACAAUCAGAAAGCUUGCCAGAAGCUUAACAUGUAUGUGUGUGAGACUGAACUGUACAAGUGUAAUCGUGAACUUUCUUCAGUAUUUUGUUUUUGAGGAAGUUAAUUUUUGGCACUUCCCAUUUACUGCAAUAUGGAUUUAUCGGAAUAAAGUCUUUUCAUCAAGUGGGGUCAAAAGUUGAAAGUUAUCGAAAAUUCU
Stegostoma tigrinum is the source of this 7470-nucleotide messenger RNA. Its product is annotated as leucine-rich repeat-containing protein 4C-like. Bases 1414 to 3336 code for a protein of 640 amino acids. Gene Ontology annotation, molecular function: cell-cell adhesion mediator activity. The record is from RefSeq and is a predicted model, not a curated record. Gene Ontology annotation, cellular component: glutamatergic synapse; plasma membrane; postsynaptic density membrane. Lineage: Eukaryota; Metazoa; Chordata; Chondrichthyes; Orectolobiformes; Stegostomatidae. Gene Ontology annotation, biological process: modulation of chemical synaptic transmission; regulation of axonogenesis; synaptic membrane adhesion. The transcript is spliced from 9 exons.